This is a messenger RNA of Tetrahymena thermophila SB210, 1782 nucleotides long. RefSeq lists its product as hypothetical. The transcript has a single exon. NCBI's taxonomy places the organism in Eukaryota, Ciliophora, Oligohymenophorea, Hymenostomatida, Tetrahymenidae. The record is from RefSeq and is a predicted model, not a curated record.
UUUAUCCCAAACAUAUAAGUAAUAUUAUAAAUUAAUUUAAACUUAAAAAUCUUUUAAUAAGUUAAACUAUAGAUUGGUUAAAUGGAAUAAGAUAACUAACAAAAUAAUCAACAAUAAAAUGAAAAUGGAAUAAACCAUUGCUUAUAAGACACAAUUUCGUAAUUUCGCGAGACUUUGAAAUACAGUAAGGACUAGUUGAAUAAGUUGAAAAUGGAGCAAAAGGAUUUAGAAAACUUCAAUAAAAUUUUUGGUGAACUCGAAAAUUAAUCGAAGCGUUUGGAUGAAUAACUAAAACUCCUUCACAAAAUUCUCCAAGAUAUUGAAAAAAAUAAUAAAUAUAUUCCUGAACCAGAGUUCGAUUAAUAUGGCUAUGAUAUGAUUAUUAAAAUGAAAUCAGUUUUUGAUUUGCAAAAUAAUACAAAUAACAAUUUAGAAAUCAAACAUAAAUAAUCUAAAGAAGAAAGGUAAAUCUAGAAAGGAUUAUAAAUAAAAUAUAGCAAUGAUAAACAUAAAUAAUUCAACAAAGAAUAAACAAUAGUUGGUAUGCAAGGUUAAAGGAAUAAAGGUAAAACUUUUAUUUUAAAUUCUUUAACAAAUGAUGAAUUUCCUUCAGAUUACAAUGUGAGUACUCCUGGAAUAUGUUUGAAGUUUCAUGAUUAUGAGCAUAAACAUGUGAUUUAUAUAGACUCAGAAGGUCUGAGUUGUCCUAUUGAAAUUGAUUAUGAUAAUAAUGAAAACUACAAAAAACUUAAAGAAAAAUUAGAUUACAAUGGAGUAUUAGAUUAAGAAAUCUAUAAAUAAUUGCAAAAUGAUAUUACUAAUAAGCACCUUGACCAAAAAGUUACAGAAUAGUUAUAACAAGAUUUCAUUAUAUAAUCAUCUCAUAUUCUUUUGAUAGUAGUUUCUAAUCUUACUCAGGAUGACUAAAAGUUAAUUCAUACUAUUUCAUAAUUAUUAGCUGGAGAAGGGAAAAAAAAAGAAGUUUAUAUUGUUCAUAACUUAAAAGAGACUCACACAGUAAAUAAUAUAUAAAAUUACAUUGAAAAACUUUAAUUACUUUAUCCUCUUCGUGAAUAGCGGAUUAAUACUUAUGAGGCUGAGAAUUAAAAUAACACAGUGUAUAUUGAUUGUAUAAACUAGGAUUUUAAUCAUUUAAUAAUGGCUUACUCUAACAGCUAAGCUGGAAGCUAUUAUAAUUAAUUUACUUUGCAUUAUUUAUAGUAAAGAAUUGCUAUGUGCUAAGAUGUAACAAAUUUUAAUACUGUUAAUAAGCUAUAAGACUAUUUUAAUCAAAAUCUAUAAAACUUUGUUUUUUUGAAAAAAGCAAACGGCUAAGAAUUAUUAGAAAAAGAAAAAUCUUUCUUAGAAUAUGACGAAAAUAAUUAAGCAAUAGUCCUUUAGAAGUAGUAUUCAAUAGAAAAAGUUAAGGAGCUUUCUGUCAAUGUAUUUGGAUUUUUACAAAAAGAUUGCCUUUAUUCAAUUUAUAAUGUCAAUGACAGUCGUAUACUUAUCGUAGAAAUCCCAGGUUCAUUAAAAAAUAUUAAGUUCAAUUUUAGAAAGUUAAUAGGUAUAUUUAAGAUUAGUAUAUACCCAGAUGAAUAAUUCGAAAAACAAUAUGGAAUUCCAUAUGCUUCUACAAGAAAAAUUGAAGAAAAAAUAUGGAAUAUACGUAUUUGUAAUGAAGGAGAACUAUGGAUUUUCUAGAAAGAAUAAACAGUAGAUUUAAAAAAUGGCUUACAUAAAUUUAUAUUCAUUAAAGAUGAGGAUGAAUAGGAAUUCUGA